Molecule: messenger RNA, 516 nt
Organism: Kazachstania africana CBS 2517
Lineage: Eukaryota; Fungi; Ascomycota; Saccharomycetes; Saccharomycetales; Saccharomycetaceae
Product: KRE1 domain-containing protein
Exons: 1
Coding region: 1-516 (171 amino acids)
Biological process (GO): fungal-type cell wall organization
Source: RefSeq, a predicted model, not a curated record
AUGAAGUUCACGAUAGCUUUUCUUUGGACACUACUGUUACGUUACACAGUCGCAUCGACUACUUCAAGCUCGACAUAUGAUUCAGUAACAAGCUCUUCCAACGGUGAAUCAUCAUCAUUGUCCUGGAUUUCUAGACCUGAUCCUUCCACUGCAUUCACAUCUCUUCCUAAAUCUGCCGUCACAACUUUGUCCAUCGAUUCAAUGUAUACUAUCACGGAAGGUACCACUAAGACUUACACCUCCUCCAGAUCAGCAACAAGCAUAUGGGUUACUGUAGUCUCUGCAGGUGUCACCAUUACAGUACAAACUACAUUUGCUCAAAGAUUCAGCUCUCAAUACACUGCUGUUGCUAGUCCAUCUUCUGGAUCCGUAGGUUUAGGUUCCAUUUCUGGCAGUGUCGGAUACGUUAAGAGCACCUUAGAAUACACCAUUACAGACGGGGCCAAUGGCAUGAGACUAUUGAACAGUGGCUCUGCUGUUGGAUUGAUUGCCAUGUUCAUUACCUUGUUUAUUUAG